AUGUUCUCCCUUUUUGGCCUUGCAUUUAUUUUUAUUGUUGGGACAGGGGUUGGUGCGGUAAGAGAAAAAGAGUAUGGCUACUGGAACUUGACGAUUGUGGGAGGAGCGUCGGCCACCGGGUGGCGGUAUCAGGACACGACGUCUGUGUUUUUUGGGAGGGGGGACCAGGAGGGGGGUGGGAGGGGGGAGGUCCAGUGUCAUUGGGUUUAUAACCCUGAGACGAGAGGGGAGACGAUGGAGUGUACUGAGGGGGGAUUUGGGUAUCAGUGGGGGGAUGAGGGUAGAACGGAUAUCACUGUGCAACAGACCCUGGAGAACAUCGAUGGUGAAGUAGGAAGCAUCACACUAGGUGGAACGGCCAACGUGACUUUGAGAUAUGGAACUUCAGCGAACGGGCGAGGAUUCGAGGGCAGGGUCAUCGUGUCUGCUAAGAGAUGCUGUUUGGGCAGGAUGAAUGGGUAGUUGAAUCUAACACACAUGGAGAGAACAGAGAAAUGUCAGCUACUUGCCCGUGACCCCCAGCAACAAGGAGGCAAUGUGCUCCUGCUCCACAUGCACCUGUCCUGAUCCAGACUGGCUGCGAUGCUGAACCGUCAAAGUAUACCCAUCAAUCCAACUCCCAUCCCCAUCAAAGCACCGACGGCAGCAGCUCCAGUCUCUCUAGGUCCACCCGCUGUACUCGUCGUUGAUGCCGGACCACCCACGCCAUUCGACCCAUCAGUCGGCCCAAGACCAACUGCAGCAGCCGUGAGGCAUGCGUCAACAUCGGUAGCCACCAUCAGAAGCGCGUUCCCAGCAACACCCGUCGCUCCCUCGCCGGAGCAGCUCGUGGCAAAGGCCUUGACCAACUCCUUGCUUGCAUCGACCCACGAGCUCACAUUCUUUUGCCAGAUGGCAAACUCUUGCAGUAUACUCGUGGACCUUUGUGGAAUGGCACCGGCUAUCUUGGUCGGGAAGGCGACGACGGCCGAGCAGACGACUCUCCUGUCAGAGUGAGCGUUUGUUGGUUGGAGUUUGGGAUCGCCUGUCACGAAGACGUGGUCAUGGCCAAGCGAGUUGGAACUGACGAUCUCGGCGAUGGCGGCUGGUUGGGUGGGAUACGAGGUAUGUAAUAGGUAAAAGUUCUCCACGCAAAGGUCGCUCGGUGCCAAAGUUGGCAGGCCUGUCAGUGUUGGGAGGGCGGUGGUGUCCUGGGCAACAGCAAAGGUUGACAGGAGUAUGAACCACAAGGUGGUGGUGGAAUCAGGGGCUCGCAUGAUGGUGGAGGUUGUCAAGAUGGCGAUUCUGGACUGUUGAAAGGGGCAAAGUCGUAAGUCGAGAGACAGAGAAAGAAAUCCCCGAACGGGCUUGCAGUCCAGCUGUAUGUAUUUGUCUCCUCCUUGAAUUCUUGCGCGGUGAUGAUCCGGUUAGGACUAGACGCCUUGACCCCUGCAUACACUAUGACCUAGCCAGGCAUUGCCAAGCUCGUAGCGCAACGGGUCAGAAUCUUCGAUGGCGGGCGGGGA
Podospora bellae-mahoneyi is the source of this 1505-nucleotide messenger RNA. RefSeq lists its product as uncharacterized. Lineage: Eukaryota; Fungi; Ascomycota; Sordariomycetes; Sordariales; Podosporaceae. The coding region runs from base 1 to 462 and encodes 153 amino acids. The transcript is spliced from 2 exons. The record is from RefSeq and is a predicted model, not a curated record.